AUUAUACGAAUACGGUAGUGCAGCCAAUUCCAGAUUUAAAUCUCAAACAAUCGUUUUUUUUUAUAAUAACUCCUAAGUUUUUUUGAAAAUAAAAUCAUGUGUGAUUCAUCAGCAUACGUAGAAGAUAUUUCGAUGAGGCUAUUUAAGGCUAAUGCGAUAAAAUUCGACGAUUUCGUUCUGGAAACAGGGGCAACAACACCGGUUUAUUUUGAUUUUAAGGUUAUAGUUAGUUACCCUGAUUUGAUGAGAGACCUUGCAAUCGUUAUAAGCAUUAGAGUCAACCAGAUACUUAAACAAAGACCGAGAAAAUAUGUGAUAUGUGGAAUACCCUACAGCGCGGUACCAAUAACAGCAUUGGUAUCUCAAGACACAGACUUACCCAUGAUAAUAAAGAGAAAAGAGGCAAAACCUGGAACAAAACUCGUUGAGGGAGUAUGGAAUAAAGGAGAUCGUUGCAUUUUGAUUGAUGACGUUCUAAUGUUUGGCGAUAGUAUCAUUGAAACCGUGGAUCAAAUUAGGGCAACCGGGUUCAGAUGUAAAAAUGUAAUAGUUAUUUGUGACCGACAGCAUGGAGCAAUAGCAAGGAUAGCCGCCAAGGGUGUCAGAGUCCACGCUCUUCUUACCUUGACAGAAAUAAUGGAGCACCUCUUUUACGAGGGAUGCGUUACACAAGAAACUUUCGAUAGGGUUCAACAUUAUUUGGCUGCCAAUCAACUCCCACGAAAUUAAAAGCAACCUCUUAUGUUUUUAUUGUUUAUCUUAUAAUUUUACAGUAUUAAUAAAUGUUUUAUUCAAUAAUCUUAAUUCAUAUGGAUAGUCUCUGCAUCUAAGGUUUCUAAGUUUUUAAAGAAGUCAUCGGCGAGUUCUUGGGCUUUUUCUUGUGAGGAUAAUAACGCUUUAUCUACUUGUAGGCAGACGGUUAAACGGUUGUCGUAAGUCGUCACACAAAUUGAAACACCUAAUAAAAAGAGAAAAAUUAAAAUACAGAUUUUACUAAAGUUAGGAAUAAGAAAAAAGCCUACAAUAUUUUAAAUAAAAUCCUUUGAUAAGAGAUGUUUUUGUAUUUUAUAAUAAUGUAUUACAUAUAAUUUCUAAAAGGGUAUAACAAAUGAUUGAAAUAAUUAAAAUAAUUAAUUUUAUAAAAAAUUAACUAUAACUAAUAAUAAUUAUUGAUAUUUAAAAAGUGUGCGCCAUGUAUUCUAGAUAUAAAUAUUUUUACCAAUCUCCGAUAAAAAAAUUUAUUUCCAACACAUAGAUAAAAUAUGUGUUGUGUGUUGUUUCUAAUAAAAUAUUCCUCUUAGAUUAAUGUAGAUCAAAAUAAUAAAGAAUUAUAUAUUUCAAUCAUUUUUAAUACCCAAUAAAUUUCUUAAAUUCUUUUUUUAAAGAAAAUUAUUCUUUGUUAUGUUUUUAUUUUAUAUAUUCAUUUGUUUAUGCAAAUAUAUUUUGUCUUUAAUUAAA
This is a messenger RNA of Anthonomus grandis grandis, 1458 nucleotides long. Its product is annotated as uridine 5'-monophosphate synthase-like. The record is from RefSeq and is a predicted model, not a curated record. Lineage: Eukaryota; Metazoa; Arthropoda; Insecta; Coleoptera; Curculionidae. Gene Ontology annotation, molecular function: orotate phosphoribosyltransferase activity; orotidine-5'-phosphate decarboxylase activity. The transcript has 3 exons. Bases 97 to 729 code for a protein of 210 amino acids. Gene Ontology annotation, biological process: pyrimidine nucleobase biosynthetic process; UMP biosynthetic process.